Molecule: messenger RNA, 1314 nt
Organism: Carassius auratus (goldfish)
Lineage: Eukaryota; Metazoa; Chordata; Actinopteri; Cypriniformes; Cyprinidae
Exons: 2
Coding region: 1-1122 (373 amino acids)
Molecular function (GO): nucleic acid binding; zinc ion binding
Source: RefSeq, a predicted model, not a curated record
AUGCAAAGCCCAUCCUCCACGCCGCUUGCGGACAUCAUUUCUUCCCUUGCGGUCCUCCACCGCGAGCAACACCAGGCGCUGCUGGACCUGAGGACCGAUCAGGAGCGACGGUUCCAGGCCAUCGUCCAGGCCCAGCAGGAGGACCGCGAGAGGUUCCGGGGCUGGAUUGAUCGGGAGGUUCGCGCCGAGGCCGCCGGGGCGCCCGCCGCCCCCGUGCACCUGCCACUGCACAAGAUGGGGGCCCAGGAUGAUCCGGAGGCCUUCCUAGAGCUCUUCGAGAAGGCGGCUGAGGCCUGCGGGUGGCCCCGCGAGCAGUUGCCGGUGCGCCUCAUUCCACUGCUCUCCGGCGAGGCCCAGGUGGCCGCCCAACAACUUCCGGUGGCGAAUCUCCUGGUCUUCAACGACCUGAAGAGGGCCAUCAUCCAGCGGGUCGGCCGAUCGCCAGAACAACACCGCCAGCGCUUCCGCUCCCUGGACUUGGGCGAGGCCGGCCGGCCCUUCGCGAUGGCCCAACAGCUCCGGGACUCCUGCCGCAAGUGGCUACUGGCCGAGGGGAGCGACGUGGAGCAUGUCGUCGACCUGGUGGUGCUGGAGCAGUUCAUCACUCGCCUCCCCAAGAAGACGGCCGAGUGGGUCCAGUGCCACCGCCCCGCGUCGCUGGACUCGGCCAUCCACCUGGCGGAGGACCACAUGGUGGCGUGCCCAGGGGUCGGCACACCCCCGCCUACUAACUCUCUCUCCCCUUCUCUCUCUCCCCCUUCUCUCUCUCGCCCUGUCCCUCUCCCUAGGACCCGUCCACCUGGCCCUCCUCGUGUCCCGCCCCGGGGGCGGAGCGGGACUGACCAAGGCCGCUUCGCGAGUUCAAGGGCCCCGCCCAGGGGGGCGGGGCUUGGGGCUGCCGGAGGGGACAGUGCUUCCGUCUCUCCGCUCUCUCCACGCCAAUUCCCCUCUCCACUCCCUGCCAUUGGGGCGGCGGGUAGGUCUGGGCUGGCCUGUUGGCGUUGCGGGGACCCGGACCAUUUUGUGGACAGGUGUCCAGUGAUGGAGGUGGAGAUGAUGAUCCGGGUCCCGGACGACCCACAGGCUACCCCCGGUCAGGCUGGCGAGUACCAAAUUCCCUAAUUGGCGUGGAGAGGGUAUAAAACGCCAGGAGAGACGGAAGCAAGUGAGAGAGAGUCGGACUGCUGACGGGAACCGAAACCGGAAACCGGAAAGGAAAACGGAAAUAGCGCGUGAACGUGCCAGAAUAAAAGUCACCGUCUAGUGCUAGACUUUUGAGUUGUUUUGUUAUUAAAUAAAGAUACGUCAGCAGUC